AUGAGAGACAUGAUUGCCUUCCCCUAUUGGUUGCUUUUCUUUCAGUAUGCUUUCAUGCCUCUAUCUAGGGCAGUUAGAGCUUGUUACAAGGAAUGUAACUGUCUCCCAGACAUAAAAUAUGUCAACUGUUCAGAUGGGAAUUUCUCCACUGCUGUCAGCAACUUCCCGUUCAACACAGAGUAUUUAGACCUGUCCAAGAACAUUUUGACAGACCUCCCCCCGGGCUCCUUUGGGGCUCUUUGGGGCCUAAAGGUGUUGCUGUUGAAAGAGAAUAACAUCACCUCUGUGGCUGACAGAGCUUUCAUCAACCUCCAGAGCUUACAAAAGCUGGACCUGAGUCAUAACCACCUCUCCUCCCUGGGGGAUGGCUUCUCCCUGGGCCUGGAUUCCCUGACUGAGCUGUUGCUGGCCCACAAUUACCUCACUGUCCUAGAAACCAGAACUUUCCAGAACUUGGACAGUCUUGUGAAGCUGGAUUUGAGCGCGAAUCUCAUCCGGCAGGUCAAACCAAGAGCUUUGAGCAGCAUGACGGCGCUGCGCCGCCUCUGCUUGGACAGGAACCAGCUCACUACCCUGGAUUUGGACUACUUUUCCACCCUGCGCUCCCUGGAGGUGCUGGAGUUACGAAGGAACCAAAUCAGCAUCGCCGUACCAGGGGUCUUCACUCCACUCUGCAACCUGGCCCUGCUUGACCUCGCCUUCAACCAGCUGUCCAAGCUGCAUUUCAAAACCUUCCAGAGCAUCUGCACCUCAAGUGUCCAUGUCCUCCUGGAGGGCAACCCCUGGGAGUGUGACUGUGAUUUGCAGAGGGUUUUCAAGAAGCUGUCCAGUAUCCGCCGACUAUUUCUGGACGACUACAAGAAUCUGACGUGCAGAGAACCCUCUGAGUUAAAGGGUAGUUUGAUGGUGGAAGUGGAUGAUGAACUUUGUGUAGGUGAGACUGUGAUUGUUCUAUUUUUGACCUUCACAGUUGUGAUAACAGUGGUAGCUGCCGUUGUCGUGGGGGAAAAGAAUAACCAAAAAAAAAAAAAACAAAAAUGGAGUGCUGCUGUGGGAGUGGCGGGGCUUAACGGGGUGUGA
Messenger RNA from Myripristis murdjan (pinecone soldierfish), 1080 nucleotides. Its product is annotated as leucine-rich repeat-containing protein 70-like. The coding region runs from base 1 to 1080 and encodes 359 amino acids. Gene Ontology annotation, cellular component: extracellular matrix. The transcript has 4 exons. The record is from RefSeq and is a predicted model, not a curated record. Gene Ontology annotation, molecular function: protein binding. Lineage: Eukaryota; Metazoa; Chordata; Actinopteri; Holocentriformes; Holocentridae.